AUAGCUAAUCCUGUUGGCUAAGCUUCUUAUGACUAUGGUUGUAUAUAUACAUGCCUGUAUCUUUAUUUCAAGUAGCAGAGAAUUGCAACUGAGAGCACGUUUUGAUUUGAAAUGAGUAGCUAUGAGCAUAACCAGCAACCUCAAGGUAUUCCUGAGGGUGGCGGCGGAGCUGGUAAGGAGUAUGUAACUCCAACACCAUUACCACCACCACCAGCGGCAGUGGGUUAUCCUGUGAAAGAUGGCUAUGAAGCAAGUGAUCAGAAUGCUCCUCCUCAUGAAACACAGUCUAGGGGUGAUGGGUUUUGGAGAGGAUGUUGUGCUGGCCUCUGUUGCUGUUGCCUCUUGGAUAUAUGCUUCUAAAGCGUGCUUGAAGAUGGUCUCCAUAUGUAUGAUAUAGUCUCCUCUAUAUUAAUAGUGUAAUGUAAUGCACAUAUAUUUACUUUGUUCUUGGUUGCAUUAGUAUCUUUAUGCUGUUGUAUUUGUACAAACUACAAACUCCUUUAUACUUUUAUUUAAUAUAUAUAUAUAUAUAUAU
Erigeron canadensis is the source of this 535-nucleotide messenger RNA. RefSeq names its product cysteine-rich and transmembrane domain-containing protein WIH1-like. Lineage: Eukaryota; Viridiplantae; Streptophyta; Magnoliopsida; Asterales; Asteraceae. Gene Ontology annotation, cellular component: plasma membrane. The transcript has 3 exons. Bases 112 to 360 code for a protein of 82 amino acids. The record is from RefSeq and is a predicted model, not a curated record.